AUGCAGAUCUUCACCGACCUUUAUCAAGGGAUUCGACGCCCCCGUGGUCACCCCAGGCCCAAGCUCGACCAGCCAGACUCCCCCGAACGGUCUAUGCCCGCGACGUCUGCGAAGCUCCUUGGCGAACUUGAAAACCCCAAAGAUACCCCACCUCUCCAGAAAAUGACUGCUCAUCUCGAAGCAGACCAAAGAAGAGAUCGUCCUGCCAGUGACUCAGGUCCCGUCACCGACGACUCUUGCAUUUGGAGUGAGUGUAUUGAUUCAGGAAGCAAUCAUCGUCUCAAAGACAUGGUUUCUGUUGCCAAGGACCUAGGCUAUUGGGGUGAGUGGACCGAUGCAAAUCUACCCACCACUGAAGCGGAAGGAACUACUCACCCCGAAGCAGAUCCACGAAGCGACCAACCUGCUAAAGACACGGCUGCCCCUCAAAAGAAUACAAAUCCCGCCGCCAACGAGCCUAGCUACUGGAGUGAAUGGACCAAUUUAACCAUGUCCAUCAUUGAAACGGACGCAACUGCUCAUGCCGAUCCAGGUAAUGAUCAUCCUGCCAACGAACCGAUUCAAGCUCCCACUGACACUGGCGACUACAUUGUGCACCCCGUUCUUGAUUCCCCCCGUGAUCGAUUCCCAAAUUAUCUGGCAUCUCCACCGCAAAACCUUCGAGAUGGCUCGCCCUUUUCGUUCCCAGAGGUUUGCCAUGAGGCUCGCUUCGAUGAAUCGCUGUCGCCUGCGGAUUAUCCAUGGGAACUCACUAACGAAAGAAUGCGAAAUAACCUACUCAAACGUUACGUCGAGGCAUUGAACACUAAGGGGAAGAGUCUUUUGGACAAGAACAAAGCGCUGGAGAAGCAUAACGCCGAUCUCAGAAAGAAAAUUCGUGAGAUCACGGGAGAGGAAGUCAGCCCAGUCGCCAUGCCCCCACCUAAUGACUCCUCUAGCCAGCUCCGUCCUGAUGGCGAAUACAUUUCCGCCCAAAGUCAAUUCGAAAGACCGGGAGAGGCUGGAUACACGGCCUCGUUGAAUAGGACCGAGAAAGAACGAGAUGAGAAAUAUGCAUGGCUUGAGAAUCUCUUGCAGGGCAUCGAGAGCGGAAAUGAACUUCCUGGGUUCCCGGACAAGUGGUCUAAAAACUUCCGAAGAAAGCUCGCAAAAGGCAACUUGCCUUAA
Molecule: messenger RNA, 1167 nt
Organism: Penicillium argentinense
Lineage: Eukaryota; Fungi; Ascomycota; Eurotiomycetes; Eurotiales; Aspergillaceae
Exons: 1
Coding region: 1-1167 (388 amino acids)
Source: RefSeq, a predicted model, not a curated record